This is a messenger RNA of Pipra filicauda (Wire-tailed manakin), 1228 nucleotides long. Its product is annotated as regulator of cell cycle RGCC-like. Lineage: Eukaryota; Metazoa; Chordata; Aves; Passeriformes; Pipridae. The transcript is spliced from 5 exons. Bases 352 to 657 code for a protein of 101 amino acids. Gene Ontology annotation, biological process: regulation of cell cycle. Gene Ontology annotation, molecular function: protein kinase activator activity; protein kinase binding. Gene Ontology annotation, cellular component: cytoplasm. The record is from RefSeq and is a predicted model, not a curated record.
AAGGAAUUUUUCCCAAUAUCCAACCUAAACCUUCCCUGGCACAACUUGAGGCCGUUUUUCCCUUGUUCCCUGGGUGCAGAGUCCGACUCCCCCCUGCUCCACCCACCUCUCCGGGGUGUGUGGAGAGCUCAGGUCCCCCCCCCCCCCCGAGCUCGGGCACGGACGGGGGGGUGAUCCCGGGACCCGCCCGGGAUCCCCUGGGAGCGCCCGUUGGGGCGGAGCCUCUUGGAGGCCCCGCCCAGGCCCCGCCCACCCCAUCACCGGUUUGGGGCCAAAACCGCCGGGACGGGACCCGCCGCUGCCGCGGGACCGGAGCACGGGGAGCGGAGCAGAGCCCGCCGAGCAGCCGCGAUGGCCGAGGAGCUCAGUGACCUGCUCAGGGAGUUUGAUGAGGUGAUGGAGGACUUUGACCGAGGCCCUGCAUGUCAGUACCAGCAGCACCUGGAAGAGCUGAAGAGGAAAGUGGGACACAGCGUGUACGACAGCGGCAUCGAUGAGCUGGAGAGUGCCAGCACGUCCCCGGGAAGCAGCCUCAACUCCAGCGAGGAGCACCUCAACACCCCAGCCGACACUUACCCCACCAAAGCUAAGCUCGGUGACACGCAGGAGCUGGAGGAGUUCAUCGCGGACCUGGAUAAAGCCUUGGAGGAGAUGUGAGAUGUGGUUCGGGGUUUGGAGAGGAGGAUCCCCAGCAGCUGAGCCCCCCUGAUGCCUGCCUGAUGCACCCUCUGCUUCUGCACCCACUGCUGGCCUGGGGAUGGCUCCUGGGACCAUGCUGGGGACGGGGACAGGCGCAGGGACAGGCGGUGGGGACGGAUCCGGCCAUGGGACAGUGGUGGCAGGACCCUGCCGGCGCCGAGAGAGGAGAACCCGGGGUGGGCACUGGGCUCUGCCCUGCACGGGGGCUGGUGGCUCCUGGGACUGAGUGGGUUGAGGAGGUCUGUGCCACUGAUGAAACCCUUGGAGACCCCCUGGGUGACUUCGGGGAAGGACAUCAGUGUUACCUUGGUGUCCCCUCCAGAUUGGGAAAGCCUGUUCCCCCGGUGGCAUCUGUCACAGGUGGUGGCAGCCACUGCUGGCCCUUUGCUUUGCAUGGGGACCCCCAAAUCUGGCCCAUCCCUGCCCCCCAAGUGCCUCUGCCCCAGCUGCUGCUGCUGUAAAUACUGUAAAAAGGAUGUUUUGGGCUGUACAGAGAGAAUGUGUUUCUAUAAACAGGAUUUUAAGCCUC